This is a messenger RNA of Closterium sp. Naga37s-1, 2571 nucleotides long. The record is from the annotation of a GenBank genome assembly. Lineage: Eukaryota; Viridiplantae; Streptophyta; Zygnematophyceae; Desmidiales; Closteriaceae.
AUGGCGCUAAAAGACAAAGUUGUGUUGAAGAUGGGCGACACGAUCGUCGACGUGCUGAUGGGCCCCGUCUACGUCGAGAGCGUCGUGCGCCAUUACCCGAACCACGCGGUCUUUUCGCCCGCCGACGCCAGCAGCGCCUCGCUUUUCGCCAAGCGCGAGGGGCCGCUGCCGCCGGGGCGGGUUCUUAAGCCGGGGCGCUGUUACCACCUCGUGCGGAAAGCGCAAGGGAAGGGCGGGGUUACGGGCGGAGCGGAGUGCGCGCACGCGGAUGAAGGCGGGACGGCGGGGCGGAAGCCUCCGCGGGAUUUGCGCAAGACGCCUUCCGCCAACGGCAGGAAUGAGCGCAAUUUAUCUCCGCCCUCCGCGCAUCCGCAGUCCGCCGUUCCGCCACUGGUGCACGUGCCCGCGCGGUCCCCGCCCCGCGUCACUAUUUUCGUGAAGCCCCGCCAUCGCGUCAAUCACAGCACCAGCGCCCUCCCCGACGUUUCCCCCGACGCCUCUCCGCCACACGCCCGCACCUCCGCCGCCGCCGCUCCAGCGCCGUUUGCCACAGGUGUGCACUCCCCUGCUCACGCAGAUGGCGGAGCGAGCAGGCGACGCGCGGGAGAGACAGGCGGGAUGGCGCCGAACGGGAAGACGGGGGAGAGCCACGCGGCCCAGGGCGCGGGGCUGGCGGCUUCCCCUGGGCGGCUGAUGGUGCCCGCGCUGCGGCGGUCCAGGCGCGGCAUGCACCGCCCGUGCAAAUCGUUGAGCGGAAGUCCGGAGGAGAUACGGGGACUCGCGGAAGAGGCGUGGGGGGGUGACGACGACGGGGGAAAGGCGGGGGACGGGCGAUGGCGCAGCGCGCAUGUGACUCCGCUGGGGAGCGCGCACGCGACGCCGCAUGGCAGCCCGUAUGGCAGCGCGCACGCGAGUCCCUUGCGCGGGUCGCUCCCCGCGUCAUGCAGCAAGGCGGCCGCGCCGCCCUGCGCCAGCGCGCUGAGGCCCAGGACCGCGGGCGGGGAGCGUAGCGGGGGGAAGGGCGCGGCGGCGCAGGCAGGCGCAGGGGCGGGGGCGGGGAGCAGCCCGCUGACGCGCAGCCACGGGCGCAGGCACUCGGGUGGGAAGGGCGUGGGGGGAGCAGCGGCGCUGGACGCGGUAGAGGCGCUCAUUGGCGCGCAGAGGGUGCUGAGCAUGGCGGAGGGGGGCAGGGGGAGGAGGGGGGGGAAGGAGGAGGAAGGGGGAGAGAUGCGGGGCGAUGGGAAGGCGGGGGAUAAGGGCGAGCAGGGGUGGGCGGAAGCACUGGUGGAGAGGAUGAGGCAGCUGAGUCCGCUGAGGGGGAGGAGCCCCUUGAGGGGGAGGAGUCCGCAGAGAGGGCGCAGCCCUGUGGGGGGGAGGGCGGAGGGGCAGCGCAGCCCUGACCUGGCACGACCGCCCUGUGCUGUGCCCAGGGGGAGCAGUUUCAGCCCGCCCCGCAUGGCGUUUGACAACGGAGAGCAUGCCUCGCAGCACCCUGAACCCCGCCCCCCCAUGCUGCAUCCCCCCACGCCCGUGCUGUUUCUCACCAGGCCCGCCCACUCGUCCCCUCCGCCUUCCCAGCGCUGCGCCGCCUCCGCCACCCCCUCGCAGCACUCUCCCCUCUACGCUGCCGCCCCCUCACACCGCUCUCCUCCUCACGAUGACACACACGGGCGUUACCAGGGGGCCUCCAUGAGCCCUCGCCCUGCGAGCCCUUGCCCUGUGAGCGAUGGGGAAGGAAGGGGAGAGAUGGACACAGAGAUGUGGCAUGAUGGUGCUGGGAAUGAGUGGACGAGGCAGGGGCAGCAGGGGCAGCAGGGGCAGCAGGGGCCACAGGGGCAGCAGGGGCAGCAGCAGGGGGGGCGCAGGGAGGAGGCACGCAGUGAAUUGAAGCGCAAGGCACGCGACAAGCGAAGUGAGGGUGACAGGGCCAAGCAGGGGAGCAGGGGCCGUGAAGACAGUGGCAGUGAGGGCAGAGGGCGAGAGCGCAGCCCGCUGAGGCGCUUGCUGCACGCUAUAUCUCUCGACGCCACGGGCAGUGAGGGCGACAAUCCCAAGCACGGCAGUGACAGUGAGGGCAGAGGCCAGGAGGGCAGAGGCCAGGAGGGCAGAGGCCAGGAGGGCAGAGGCCAGGAGGGCAGAGGCCAGGACCGCAGCCCACUGAGGCGCCUGCUGCACGCCAUUUCCCUGGACGCCCCCUCCCGCCCUGCCAGAGCCAGGCGCGCCGUGGAUGACAGCCUGGUGGGCCGCAGCAGCAAGGGCAAGUCAGCACAUGGGACACAGGGUGUAGCAGCUGCAACAACGGCAAGGGCAGCGGGCACAGCAGCAGCAGCAGAGGAGGACAUAGAGUGGCAGGCGGCGGUGCAGGCGUUCAGGCGGAGGGUGGAGGUGCUGAACGGGGAGUGCCUGUUCAACUGGUCCACGGUGACAGCGGGCAAGGAGGAGAGGCGCGCCGUGAUGUGGAAGCCCCACCUGCCCGACGUGCAGGAGGCGAGUGACGCCGGGUCGUUUGCGGCGCCCAUCACACGGCACAAGCGGACACUGUCCGCUCAGAUCACCAGCUGGCUGAGCUAG